GGAGCUGCGGAGGUGGAGGUGGUGGUGUUUUUGAUGUCGAUGGCGGAGGUGUGCUGUGACUCGGCCGUUGUGGUGGUUGGCGCGGAGGCGGAGGCCAGGGCGAGGGCGCGCGCCGGGAGGAGGCGGCGCGCGGGGGUGGAGGGGGCUGGGAGGUGGAAGGCCGGUACGGGUGCGGCCGUGGCGGAGGAGGCGGGGGCCGUGACGAGGAAGCGGCGGGCGGGUGGUGGGGAGGCCGGGGUUGUGGUGGUGGCGAAGAGGCACGGGGCGGCGUCGGUCGCCGGGAGGAGGAGGGAGAUGGAGGACGCCGUGUCGCUGCAUGAGGCGUUCGCUGCGCCGGCGGCGGAGGAGGGAGUGGGGGUUGGGGCGGCGAGGUGCGAUUUCUAUGGGGUGUUCGACGGGCACGGCUGCUCGCACGUGGCGGAGGCGUGCAGGGAGCGGAUGCACGAGCUCGUGGCGGAGGAGAUGGGCGCCGGGGCGGCGGCGGCGCGCGAGACGGCGUCUUGGGAGGGGGCGAUGGAGCGGAGCUUCGCCAGGAUGGACGCCGAGGCCGUGGCCGGCCGCCGCGCCGAGAGCGGCAGCUGCCGGUGCGAGGCGCAUAAGUGCGACCACGUGGGCUCCACCGCGGUGGUGGCCGUCGUGGAGGAGGGCCGCGUCGUCGUGGCCAACUGCGGCGACUCCCGCGCCGUGCUGUGCCGCGACGGCGCGCCCGUCCAGCUCUCCUCCGACCACAAGCCCGACCGGCCGGACGAGCUGGAACGGAUCGAGGGCGCGGGCGGCCGCGUCAUCUUCUGGGAGGGCGCCAGGGUCCUCGGCGUGCUGGCCAUGUCGCGCUCCAUCGGUGACGCCUACCUGAAGCCGUACGUCUCCGCCGUGCCGGAGGUCACGGUGACCGACAGGUCCGACGGCGACGAGUGCCUCAUCCUCGCCAGCGACGGCCUCUGGGACGUCGUCAGCAACGAGGCCGCCUGCGAGGUGGCGCAGGCGUGCCUCCGCCGCGGCAGGCAGCGGUGGUGCGCCGAGGCGGCGGCGUUGCUGACCAAGCUGGCCCUCGCGCGCCGCAGCUCAGACAACAUCUCCGUCGUCGUCGUCGAUCUCCGGCGGACGAACACCUUGUAGAAGUGUCACGAGCCGAUCACGUGUCGCAAUUGUAGAAUUAGUACUAGUAUACAGAUAUUAAUUACUUAGCUAAUGGUUCAACUUUUUUUUUUGUUUCUUGUGUUAAAACUCAUUUUUUUUCUUCUAAUUUUCUCCUCCCUGAAUCAAUCAAGUUCAGUGGAGUACAUAGAUCAGAUGAUGAGUUGUGCACUUGUGCUACUGCUAUUUGGUGUAACCAGAAUUUCAUCUGGAUACCAACAGAAAUGAAAUGAAAAUCAAGCCAGAUUAUUUG
Oryza brachyantha (malo sina) is the source of this 1387-nucleotide messenger RNA. RefSeq names its product probable protein phosphatase 2C 68. Gene Ontology annotation, biological process: protein dephosphorylation. Lineage: Eukaryota; Viridiplantae; Streptophyta; Magnoliopsida; Poales; Poaceae. The transcript has a single exon. The coding region runs from base 34 to 1116 and encodes 360 amino acids. Gene Ontology annotation, molecular function: cation binding; protein serine/threonine phosphatase activity. Gene Ontology annotation, cellular component: cytosol; nucleus. The record is from RefSeq and is a predicted model, not a curated record.